UGAGUAUCCCACGAGCUGAUAAUAUUGUUCGGGCAGUGAGGUGGAAUGGCAGAGCUUGAAGAAUGUCUUCCAAGCAAGCCACCUCUCCAUUUGCCUGUGCAGCUGAUGGAGAGGAAGCGAUGACCCAAGAUUUGACCUCAAGGGAAAAGGAAGAAGGCAGUGAUCAACAUGUGGCCUCCCAUCUGCCUCUGCACCCCAUAAUGCACAACAAACCUCACUCUGAGGAGCUACCAACACUUGUCAAUACCAUUCAACAAGAUGCUGACUGGGACAACGUUCUGUCAUCUCAGCAAAGAAUGGAGUCAGAGAAUAAUAAGUUAUGUUCCCUAUAUUCCUUCCGAAAUACCUCUACCUCACCACAUAAGCCUGACGAAGGGAGUCGGGACCGCGAGAUAAUGACCAGUGUUACUUUUGGAACCCCAGAACGCCGCAAAGGGAGCCUUGCCGAUGUGGUGGACACAUUGAAACAGAAGAAGCUUGAGGAAAUGACUCGGACUGAACAAGAGGAUUCCUCUUGCAUGGAAAAACUACUUUCAAAAGAUUGGAAGGAAAAAAUGGAAAGACUAAAUACCAGUGAACUUCUUGGAGAAAUUAAAGGUACACCUGAGAGCCUAGCAGAAAAAGAACGGCAGCUCUCUACCAUGAUUACCCAGCUGAUCAGUUUACGGGAGCAGCUUCUGGCAGCGCAUGAUGAACAGAAAAAACUGGCAGCCUCUCAAAUUGAGAAACAACGGCAGCAAAUGGACCUUGCUCGCCAACAGCAAGAACAGAUUGCAAGACAACAGCAGCAACUUCUGCAACAGCAGCACAAAAUUAAUCUCCUGCAGCAACAGAUCCAGGUUCAGGGUCACAUGCCUCCGCUCAUGAUCCCAAUUUUUCCACAUGACCAGCGGACCCUGGCAGCAGCUGCUGCUGCCCAACAGGGAUUCCUCUUCCCCCCUGGAAUAACAUACAAGCCAGGUGAUAACUACCCCGUACAGUUCAUUCCAUCAACAAUGGCAGCUGCUGCUGCUUCUGGGCUCAGCCCUUUACAGCUCCAGAAGGGUCAUGUCUCCCACCCACAAAUUAACCCAAGGCUAAAGGGCCUAAGUGACCGUUUUGGCAGGAGUUUGGACACCUUUGAACAUGGUGGUGGCCACUCUUACAACCACAAACAGAUUGAGCAGCUCUAUGCCGCUCAGCUGGCCAGCAUGCAGGUGUCACCUGGAGCAAAGAUGCCAUCAACUCCACAGCCACCAAACACAGCAGGGGCAGUCUCACCUACUGGGAUAAAAAAUGAAAAGAGAGGGACCAGCCCUGUAACUCAAGUUAAGGAUGAAGCAGCAGCACAGCCGCUGAAUCUCUCAUCCCGACCCAAGACCGCUGAGCCUGUCAAGUCCCCAACCUCUCCCACCCCGAGCCUCUUCCCAGCCAGCAAAACCAGCCCUGUCAAUCUGCCGAACAAGAGCAGCAUCCCCAGCCCUAUUGGAGGAAGCCUGGGAAGGGGAUCCUCUUUAGAUAUCCUGUCCAGUCUCAACUCCCCUGCCCUGUUUGGGGAUCAGGAUACAGUGAUGAAAGCCAUUCAGGAGGCUCGGAAGAUGCGAGAACAGAUCCAGCGGGAGCAACAGCAGCAACAGCCACAUGGUGUUGAUGGGAAACUGUCCUCCAUGAAUAAUAUGGGGCUGAACAACUGCAGGAAUGAAAAGGAGAGAACACGCUUUGAGAACUUGGGGCCCCAGUUAACAGGAAAGUCAAGUGAAGAUGGAAAGCUGGGCCCAGGUGUCAUCGAUCUUACUCGGCCAGAAGACGCAGAGGGAAGUAAAGCAAUGAAUGGCUCUGCAGCUAAACUACAGCAGUAUUAUUGUUGGCCAACAGGAGGUGCCACUGUGGCUGAAGCACGAGUCUACAGGGAUGCCCGCGGCCGCGCCAGCAGCGAGCCACACAUCAAGCGACCAAUGAAUGCAUUCAUGGUUUGGGCAAAGGAUGAGAGGAGGAAAAUCCUUCAGGCCUUCCCCGACAUGCAUAACUCCAACAUUAGCAAAAUUUUAGGGUCUCGCUGGAAAUCUAUGUCCAACCAAGAGAAACAACCUUAUUACGAAGAGCAGGCCCGGCUAAGCAAGAUCCAUUUAGAGAAGUACCCGAACUAUAAAUACAAACCUCGGCCGAAACGCACCUGCAUUGUUGACGGCAAAAAGCUCCGGAUCGGGGAGUAUAAACAACUGAUGAGGUCUCGGAGACAGGAGAUGAGGCAGUUCUUUACUGUGGGGCAACAGCCUCAGAUUCCAAUCACCACAGGAACAGGUGUUGUGUAUCCUGGUGCUAUUACUAUGGCAACUACCACACCAUCACCUCAGAUGACAUCUGACUGCUCUAGCACCUCCGCCAGCCCAGAGCCCAGCCUCCCGGUCAUCCAGAGCACUUAUGGUAUGAAGACAGACGGCGGAAACCUAGCUGGAAAUGAAAUGAUUAAUGGAGAGGAUGAAAUAGAAAUGUAUGACGACUAUGAAGAUGAUCCCAAAUCAGACUAUAGCAGUGAAAACGAAGCCCCAGAAGCUGUCAGUGCCAACUGAGGAGUGUUUAUUUGCUGAAUUAAAAUACUCUGACAUUUCACCUCCCCUCCCCCAACAAAAAGUUCUUAAAGAGCCCGCAUGCAUUUGUGGCUCCACAAUGACAUCAGCAGAAUGGUCUUAAUUGUUUCGUAAAGUGUGAGACAGAUUAAGUUUUCCCUGAUUUUUCAUGAACUUGAGUUUUUUGUCGUUAUUGUUAUUGUUGUUGUUGUUGUUUUUUUAAUUUAGGUGAAGACAUAUUAAAUAUGAGACACCAGGACUUGAAAACUUAUCUCAACCCAUAGCUGUCUUACAAGUCUUAUAUUUUUGUCUUACUAUUUUUUUUUUCUUUUGGAUGUUGAUAAAGGUUUAAGUUACUGUUUUAGAUGGGGUUAAACAUUCUCACUCAGGUAUGCUGUGCCGGCCUACAGGUUGUGAAUGUGUUUUUAUUCUGAAUUAUUUUAGAAAACAACUGAGGAUUUCAUAUUGUGAAACAGAACCAGUCUACGGCGUGUGCAGCUGCAUGUAGAGCAUAUUCAAAAGGCCUCGGAAUUCCAUUUUUCCAUGUGUAGAGUUAAACUUUGAAUGUGCCAAACUUUCUCAUCACUUUUGAAUCUUAAUAUUUUGAAAGUCUUAAAGGAGACACUGCAAAGUCUUAGACAAUCUUUGGCAUCUUAAAAUAAAAUAGCAAACCAUACUUUUUUUUUUUCCAGAAAAUGGUAAAGUACUCAGGAAUCUGGAGACAAGAUAUUGUAAGGAAUGAACAAGGUUGCCACAGUGCAUGUACCCAAUUGUGUUUGCCUCUCAAUGUGCCAUCUGUGGGUGACGUAUGACGUACACACACCAGAGCGAUCACCACACCAGAUACCGAUUCGGUGGUCUUCUCUGCCUGAGACCACCUCUCACUACAUCCAUUAUCCCUUUGCCUUUAACCCUGACAUUCAGUCUUAACACAUUUUCUCUUAAAUAAUUUAUUCAUUCCAGAAUGUCAAGGGUCCACUUACUAUUUAUUUAAAAAAAAAAUUGUUGGUGGCAUUAAUUUAAUAAUUCUUAUUUUUCACCAUCUUUCCCCGAAGAACUUUUCAGCCCUUCUCACCUCCUUCUCCUGCUAGAUACAAAAGAUGUACAUAGUGAUUUUAUGUCCCCAGAGCAUCUGGAAGCAUUUCUGAAGCAAGAUUCUAUUAAAUACCUAUAUCAUUGUUUUUAAACACGAGUGUCUAUCUGGCUGCAGGGCUGUGUGUUUAGAUUCAUGUGUAGAGUCUUACACUUCAACAGCUGUGCCCCCGAGGUUCUUAGUGACCUUGAAUCUUUUGCCAGAAUUUCCCCCUAAGUCAGCUCAGCAACAAGUGGUCGGAGCUGCCUCAGUGGCAUUUCCCCUGAGUGCCAUUCAGCAGCAAGGGUCAACAGUGGUGACUGCCGGGCAAGAGAGUUCCAUAGCCAAACCUAGAGCCCAAGGCUGCAGGCCAUGUAGGAGGCUACUAUGAUGCUGUCAUGGGCUGGCACCUUUACAGUGAGUUGCCUUGUCCCAUCUGGCAUACCUAGGGGAUUCUCUGUAAAAUCCCCAGGAUACAAGGAGCCACCUGACAGCCUCAAAGCAAAGAUAGAGGCAGAUAGUCAUGAUACGUCCAGAGAAUGAAAGAAAACCAUAGGGAAGGAGAAGGAGGGAAAAUACAUUCCCUAUAUGGGAUGUUCCUACUGUUAACUCUGGGGAACAGAUCACUCCUGAGGCGGCAGCCGAGGCCCUCUGGCUGACUCCCUCUAUCUGUGGCCGUGGUGGGGCAGGCCUAUGUGUGAACGAGACUGACUAUACUUGUCGCACAAGGGUUUUCUGGAGAUGUGCUGAUGGGCAAGGAGGCAGUGAGGUUUCACUUCCCAUCUCCUAGCCACAGGGAACUUGGCCAUGCCAUUCUGACCUUCCUGAAAACAGGACUGAUCACCUAUGUGGGGACCCUCACCCAGAGUGGUUCAGUGGGAGAAUGUCAGCGAAUGGGACAGUUCACCUCAUAGGACAACCCAGAUUUUGAUCACCAGGACAUAGGAAUGGCCCCAUCAGAUUUCUUGAGCCAUUUUGUCACUUGGAAGAAAAUAGUGUACCUUCAUAUUUAUUUAAUGAGUGCUCAAGGACAUACCUAAUAGCGAUAGAUAAAUCCAGACAAGAAAUUACUGGCUAUAUCACUAGCUGGGAGUGCUCUCUAUCAGCUGAUUAAGGUACUGAUAGGAAUGUUUUUUUUUUCUUAAUAUUGGUUGGGGAUUGAAACUUCGUUUUUGUACAUUUAUUUCA
Molecule: messenger RNA, 4806 nt
Organism: Pteropus alecto (black flying fox)
Lineage: Eukaryota; Metazoa; Chordata; Mammalia; Chiroptera; Pteropodidae
Gene: SOX6
Product: SRY-box 6
Exons: 16
Coding region: 63-2549 (828 amino acids)
Biological process (GO): central nervous system development; regulation of transcription by RNA polymerase II; cell fate commitment
Cellular component (GO): nucleus
Molecular function (GO): DNA-binding transcription factor activity, RNA polymerase II-specific; RNA polymerase II cis-regulatory region sequence-specific DNA binding
Source: RefSeq, a predicted model, not a curated record